Molecule: messenger RNA, 1956 nt
Organism: Letharia columbiana
Lineage: Eukaryota; Fungi; Ascomycota; Lecanoromycetes; Lecanorales; Parmeliaceae
Exons: 5
Coding region: 1-1956 (651 amino acids)
Biological process (GO): actin filament network formation; actin filament bundle assembly
Cellular component (GO): cytoplasm; actin filament; actin filament bundle
Molecular function (GO): actin filament binding; calcium ion binding
Source: RefSeq, a predicted model, not a curated record
AUGAACGUCAUAAAAUUACAAAGAAAAUACCCUCAAUUCCAACAACAAGACAUAUUCGGCCUACAAGAUGCCUUUCGCAAGCUGGAUGUCGAUGACAAGGGAUACAUAGAUGAGGCUACGGUAAUAAAGGCAACACAGACGUCGGAGAGGCAGCCAUAUGAUGUGGUUAGGUCAGCGCUUAAAGAGGUGGAGCUGGACAGCUCGAGGAGGGUAGAGCUGGACGACUAUGUCGAUCUCAUAUCCAAAGUCCGCGGCCAGCAGGCAGCGCCAGCCCAGAACAAUAUACCAAGCGGCCGAGUUAGGGGUAUGAGCAGUGCCGCAGAAGGUAGCAGACCAGCGCCUAUAUCGGGACAUCAAUCUAAGAGCAGUGUUGGGGGAAGGAUACAGGUUCAGGGCUCUUCGGCCAAUGUCACACACACAAUAAAUGAGGAUGAGCGGACGGAGUUUACAAGACACAUCAACGCGGUGCUGGCUGGAGAUCCAGAUAUCGGACACCGCCUGCCAUUCCCUACCGAUACCUUUGAGAUGUUUGACGACUGCAAAGAUGGGCUGGUACUGGCGAAGCUCAUCAAUGAUAGCGUGCCGGAUACGAUUGAUGAGCGUGUAUUGAACAGACCUGGGAAAAAGAUCAAGACUCUGAACGCAUUCCACAUGACCGAAAACAAUAACAUUGUCAUCAACUCAGCAAAGGGCAUCGGGUGUUCGGUGGUCAAUAUAGGCAGCGGGGAUAUCAUCGAAGUACGGGAGCAUCUGAUAUUAGGUCUCAUCUGGCAGGUCAUUCGGCGAGGGUUGCUGGGAAAAAUUGACAUCAAGCUACAUCCCGAGCUAUACCGACUUCUGGAGGAGGACGAGACGCUGGAGCAGUUCUUGAGAUUACCUCCGGAGAAAAUUCUGCUGCGAUGGUUCAAUUAUCACCUGAAAAACGCCAAAUGGGACAAGAGAGUGACCAACUUCUCUACCGAUGUCAAAGAAGGCGAUAAUUACACGGUGCUCCUCAACCAACUAGCCCCCGACAUCUGCAGCCGCAGCCCUCUCCAAACCCGCGACCUCCUUCAGCGUGCCGAGCAAGUCCUUCAAAAUGCUGAUAGACUCGAUUGCCGCAAAUUCUUGUCCCCAAAAUCCCUUGUAGCUGGAAACCCCAAGCUCAACCUUGCCUUCGUCGCCAACCUAUUCAACACCCACCCAGGCCUCGACCCCAUCACCGAAGAGGAAAAGCUCGAAGUGGAAGACUUCGAUGCAGAAGGUGAACGCGAAGCCCGUGUCUUCACGCUAUGGCUUAACUCCCUUGAUGUCCAACCAGCCGUUAACUCCUUCUUCGAUAACCUUCGUGACGGCAGCAUACUCCUCCAAGCUUACGACAAAGUCGUCCCUGGAAGCGUUAAUUGGCGCCACGUGAACAAGCCUCCAGCAUCAGGCGGCGAGGUGAUGCGCUUCAAAGCAGUCGAAAACACCAAUUACGCUAUUGAGCUUGGCAAACAAAUGCACUUCUCCCUUGUUGGCGUGCAAGGCGCAGAUAUCACCGACGGUCAGCGCACACUGACCCUCGGUCUAGUAUGGCAACUUAUGCGCCGUGACAUCUCCGAAACUCUUUCUGCACUCGCUCAACGACUUGGCAAGCGUGAGAUUACGGACGCCGAGAUGGUUAAAUGGGCAAACGAGCAAUCAAAGAAAGGCGGCCGCAACAGCAGCAUACGCAGCUUCAAGGACCAGGCAAUUGGCAGUGGUGUAUUCUUGCUGGAUGUACUAAAUGGCAUGAAGAGUAGCUAUGUGGACUACGACCUCGUGACGAGCGGGAAGAAUGACGAGGAGGCUUAUGCGAAUGCUAAGUUGGCGAUAAGUAUUGCCAGGAAGAUGGGCGCGACCAUCUGGCUUGUGCCAGAGGAUAUUUGUCAGGUGCGGAGUAGGCUUGUCGUUACCUUUAUUGGCUCCCUUAUGGCUACUUACGAGAAGAUGUAG